GCAGCGGGAUCCUGGUAACUAAACGUGACGUCAUGCCGAAAACCAAUGAACACAAACAUGGCGGACCUUAGGUAGGAGGAGCACGAAGCGGCGAUAAGCUUGAAUAUCAAAUGAACUUUUGUCAGUUUUCCUUCGUAGAAUUAGUGGAAAGAUUUUUAGUUCUCCAAGUAAGUUUCUAGAAUGUCUGGAGAACACACACCAAGCUUAAGCGACGAAGAAGAAGACGACUUAGAUUGUUCAAACUCGCAGCCGCAACUUCCAGAGCUACAAGACACCUUGUCAAAAUGGACUAACUACCUGCACGGAUGGCAGGAAAGAUGGGUGGUUUUGAGCGGCGGCACUUUGUCCUACUACAAAUCAGAAUACGAUACAGCGUUUGGGUGUCGCGGCUCUAUGAGUGUGGCAAAAGCUACCAUACAACCUCAUGAGUUUGAUGAGUGCAGAUUUGAUGUUAGUGUCAAUGAUUGUAUGUAUUACUUGAGAGCUCCCGAUGUUGAAAUACGUCAGAAAUGGGUGGAUGGACUGGAAGCAGUUAAGGCUGCAGAGUCUGGCUAUGGUUCGGAGUCGAGUCUGAGGAAAGGUGGUUCUAUGCUCUCGCUGUCAUCUGUCACAAGUUUAUCCACAACAGCAUCAUCUUCGUCAUUCAAGAAAGGAAGAGGCCUGCGUGAAAAGCUGAUGGAACUGGAGACCUUUAGAGAUAUUGUUUGUCAGCAAAUAGACACCCUUCAGAGUUACUUUGAUGCUUGUGCUGGAGCAGGGGGAAAUCACAAACAACCUUCUCAUGUUGAUGGCCAUGAUCGUGAUCUCUUUGGUAGUAAUGAUGGACUGGAUCACGAUGCCGAUGAUGAAAUGGAUGAACUGUCAACUACUCCUACACCUGCCACUUUAAAUCAAAUUGCUGAUAACCUAGCUGGCAGAAGAGCAGCUCCUGAUGGCUUUGAUAAUCCAGUAGCAGUAUUGUCUAUUGCAAAUGCCAAAGGGGUUGAUUUCAGGGGAGAGUCCAUCACAUUCAAAGCGACUACAGCUGGGAUCUUGGCAACUCUUCAACACUGUAUUGAUAUCAUGAACAAAAGGGAGGAUCACUGGCAGAGGAGACUGGAUAAGGAAAUAGAAAAGCAUAAGAAGGCUGAGACAGCAAUAAAAUCAGCAGUUGUAAAUGCCAGGAAACAGGCAUUUAUUGGAGGUCCAGAUUUUGAGGAAGGGCCACACAGUGCUUUGAAUGAAGAGGAGUUUUAUGAUGCAAUAGAAACUGCUCUGGAUCGUCAGGAUGAAGAGGAUGCCAUCCAUGAUGAUUUCCAGGGAAGCACCUUUGUACCACCAUCAGAACUGAUGGUAGAGGAACCCCCUCACAGAUUAAAAACUGAGGUUGAUGAAUCAGUAAAGGCAAGCUUGCAGAUUGUUUUGGAAAAUGUAGACCAUAACUGGAACUUAGUGUAUGAGGAUGGAGAUUUGAAGGUCCACCGCCGUGAUUAUGAAGAAGGAGGUAUAGUUUUGGAUCCCAUGAAAGCUACACAUACUGUACAGGGUGUCACAGCGAGAGAGAUGGCUCACUACUUUUUUGACAAAGAUGUUCGCAUGGAUUGGGAAACCACAUUAGAGUCUUCGAGAGUUUUGGAACAACUUAGUGAGAGCUCAGUGAUAAUGCAUCAGAUUUACAAACGCGUUUGGCCGUCCUCCCAAAGGGACACUGUUUUUCUUUCCCACAUCCGAGAAAUACCGUCCUACGAUGCUGGCGAGAGACAGGAUAACGAAGUGGGACGACCAUGGAUUGUUUGUAACAAUUCCCUGGAUCAUCCUGAUGCUCCGACAAACAAGUUCGUUCGAGCUAUGAUUACGGUGGCGUUAUUUUGUCAGACAUUUAUUGAACCAAGGGAAGAAGGACAAAAACUCACCCGAGAUCAUAUAUCCUGCCAAAUUACUUACACGGCAAAUGUUAAUCCUGGGGGAUGGGCUCCUCCUUCAGUAGUACGCGCUGUCUCUAAACGUGAAUACCCGAAGUUUCUCCGCAAAAUCAGCAGCUUCUGUCAAAACGCCUGCAAGGACAAGCCCAUAACCAUGUGAGUCAAUCAGCGGGUGCCUACAGAGGAGCAUGUCACGGCCAAGGGUAUGAGCUUCUCGGAAAAUCUGUGUCAAUGAGAACUGGAAAUACAACACGUCUAGAUGGAUCUUUGUCGCUCGCAAAAGAAUCUCCAGUUCAGGGCAACACUGUGAUUAAAACAGACAAGUGAUCAGGAAUUUGCUUGGUUUAAACCGACAGUGAUCAAUUGUAAUUGCAAGCCAUGAGAAUUUUGUUACAAACCAACGAAAUUGUAUACACUGCUAGCCUCGCUGUCUAUAUGAUCAGCCUACGUGCAGAUAUUUGUGAGGAAAAAUCGAUUAAUGUUUAUCAAUUGCUGAAGGGUAAUUCCCGAAUUAAUGACAUGGAAGAAGAACGAAAAUCGUUUUCCAUGUAUUGAAGCUAAAAUAAGCGCACAACUCAAUUCAGAACUGCCGAUAACAUUUUAAUUCACUUUACAGUAUCAACUAGGCAGUUGUCUGCUUACGAUAGUAAUUGUCGAUUUUAAAGGCAUCGGCAGUCGUAGUGCGCAUGUCACUUUUAGAAUAAACACGUAAUAAAUUAACAAAUGUGAAUGUACAGCUUUUUAAAUUAACCCAAAAUGAUAGAAAAUACGCGCAACGUAAAGAAGAAAUUGUUAACAGAAAUGACAGUUACAAUUACUUGGUGCCUGCUUAUUAAAGGAACGCUUUUUCGUUGUACAAAAAAUGUUUACAUUGAUGAAGAUCUUUAUUGAAUUAUUCUGAAAGAUUAGGAGAAGGACAGUCUAUUUUGUUACCGCCGCUGUAAAACAAUCAUGAGCUAAACGGACAAGAAGUUCAAGAAAUAUAUAUUUAUUGAGGGUUUGACCGACAGGAAGAAAGCUGAAGACGUAAAUAACUUUUCGUUUUCAAAACGACUUCUGUGGAAAAUCAAAGUUAAUGAACAUGGAACAGUGUUAAUGAGAUCGUGUACAUCUUAUAAUUCUAGUGAAUGUUGAUAAAUACUAGAGAAAAUUUCAAGCCUU
This is a messenger RNA of Orbicella faveolata, 3062 nucleotides long. Its product is annotated as ceramide transfer protein-like. The record is from RefSeq and is a predicted model, not a curated record. Gene Ontology annotation, molecular function: lipid binding. Gene Ontology annotation, biological process: ER to Golgi ceramide transport. NCBI's taxonomy places the organism in Eukaryota, Metazoa, Cnidaria, Anthozoa, Scleractinia, Merulinidae.